This is a messenger RNA of Chilo suppressalis (striped riceborer), 249 nucleotides long. The record is from the annotation of a GenBank genome assembly. Lineage: Eukaryota; Metazoa; Arthropoda; Insecta; Lepidoptera; Crambidae.
AUGACAAUGACUAUCAGCUGCGUCCGCGGUGACUACCUGAAAGUGUACUGGGAGGUGCAGGGCCCAGGGCCACCCGGCGCCGUCAGCGAGCGGUCGGCGUGGGCGCGAGAGCUGUGCGGAAGCAGGGCGGACGCCCCGCCGGCAUUGUACUCGCCGGGGCCCGCCCUGGUGCUGGAGUUCCAUUCGGGACCCAAGCAAAACAACGCCACCGGCUUCUACGGGCCUGGCUACAAAUAUUUCACGUGCUGA